Anneissia japonica is the source of this 2130-nucleotide messenger RNA. Its product is annotated as protein-tyrosine sulfotransferase 1-like. The record is from RefSeq and is a predicted model, not a curated record. Gene Ontology annotation, cellular component: Golgi apparatus. Gene Ontology annotation, molecular function: protein-tyrosine sulfotransferase activity. Lineage: Eukaryota; Metazoa; Echinodermata; Crinoidea; Comatulida; Comatulidae. Gene Ontology annotation, biological process: peptidyl-tyrosine sulfation. The transcript has 3 exons. The coding region runs from base 370 to 1569 and encodes 399 amino acids.
UAAUGAGCCAUGAAAAUGAUGCACGAAAUGUGUUGUACUUGUAAAUUACGACAUCCAUUAUGUAACAUUAAUGUCAACGAUUUUUAUUUGAAAGCUGCUGUACACUUAUGAGGUACUUGUAAGGUGGCUGCAUUGAUUUGGAAGAAUCCUAAUGCAUUUGAUAUUGAAGCUAAAACUGACGCAGUCUUGGAUAAAUGAUCUACAGAAUAUUACAAGAUGGUUAUGAGAUACUUAGCCCAUUGCAGCUUUGCAAGAAAAAGGAUUAUCUGAUGUUUGUGUGGAUUUUUUGCACUUUUACAUUCAUCUAACAAAAUGAACAGUUAAUUGAAACAUAUUUGCUUUUAGUUUAUUGAAAUUGAACAGGGUAUUAUGGCUCGUCAGAGCAGAAUGCGAACCUUGUUGACAGUUGCACUUACUGCAGUCGUAACAAUUAUGAUCACUCAGAACAUGUGCGAUGUUCCUGAUAUCAAAGGCAAAAUGGUUCCUAAGGAAUCAAUGAAAACAAUUGAAGAUGACGAGAAUAGGGUAUAUGAAUACCAUAAGGAUAUGCCAUUGAUUUUUAUUGGCGGUAUGCCACGUAGUGGUACCACAUUGAUGCGUGCAAUGCUUGAUGCGCAUCCGGAAAUACGCUGUGGUGAAGAGACUCGUCUGGUUCCGAGGCUUCUUGGUAUGCGCGUUCAGUGGCGGAAAUCAAAGAAAGAACAAACACGGCUAUUAGAAGCGGGUUUAACUGACGCUGUCAUUGACGAUGCGUUGAGAGCAUUUAUUUUAGAAAUUAUCGCAAAACAUGGUGAUGCCGCACCAAGGCUCUGCAAUAAAGAUCCCUUCACGCUUAAGUCAAUGAUGUAUCUGAAAUCUUUGUUUCCAAAUGCCAAGUAUAUAUUUAUGAUACGAGACGGUCGAGCUACCGUGAACUCUAUAAUCUCACGCAAAGUGACAAUUUCUGGGUUUGACAUAACAAGCUGGCGUGACUGCCUAAAAAAAUGGAACUUAGCUGUGGAGGCUAUGCACAAUCAAUGCAUGAGCGUAGGCUCACGCUACUGUCUGCCAGUGUAUUACGAACAGCUUGUCUUACAUCCGGAACAAUGGCUACGAAAGAUUUUACAUUUCUUAGAUAUUGAUUUUGAUGAUUCAGUUCUACAUCAUGACAAGCAUGUUGGCAUGCCGGGGGGUAUAAGACUAUCUAAGAAGGAACGGUCAACUGAUCAAGUAAUCAAACCGGUAAAUUUAGAUGCAUUGACUUCAUGGGUAGGAAAAGUACCAGCAGAUGUGAUACACGACAUGGCCAGCAUUGCCCCCAUGCUGCGAACUUUAGGGUACGAUCCUUACGCCAACCCACCAAAUUACGGCAAUCCAGAUCAGUUUGUGCUUGACAAUACGAAAGAGAUUCACAUGAACGCAGCCAAGUACAAAGAAAAAUUAAAAGAAGUGAUCGGACAAGAGCCGGUUGAUCCCGAUUAUGUUGUUCCAAAAAAACCAAUACCAAAACCAUCAAGAGGCAGGCAAGAUAUACGACGGCCUCAGUUUCGUAGAGGGAAUAUGCCGGUUGCAAGAAACCAUUUGGAAUGAAGAAACUCCAUCAAUUUAAAAUAAACAUAGCCAUGGAAAUAUGUUUGAUAUAUAAUAUGAUUGAAAGAGUCUUAAGAAUUAUGCUGCCCUCUGUUGGCAAGUACAGUAUUGAAGCAGGUGAUAAUGUUGUAGUAAUAUUACUGUAGGAAAAUUAUUGGAGAAGAGAAAGAGAGGAGUGAAGCCGGAGUGACGUGGUUAGCAAUCAAGGACCUACGGUUCAAAGGAUUUGGAACCUGUUAUAAUUGGACAAAGUUUUGGGUUGUUCACAAUGCCAUAGCCAGCUGUUUUUUAAAAACGAACUUGGGUUCGUCGGCCCGAGCUGGUGAAGGGUUUGAGAGGAUGUUCCCCUCCAAAAUGAGAUUUUUUUUUAAAGAAUAGGAACCUCUGGAUGGCCAGAAAUAGCACUCUCUGAUUGUGCCAGACGUGUUGGCUUGGCCUGGGCCUAUUUGCUGCGAAGCAGCCAAUUCAUAUUCUUGACAGCAAUUUGACCUCUGAAAGGUCAUUGUUUGUCAAAAAUCAAUCGCCUGAGACAACUGAAAAGCGGAGUUUCCUUCUUUCGUU